AUACCAAAGUAACUGGAGCGCUAUGCUUCCGGUAGAACAUUCCCCAGAUGAUUAGCAUGAACACUCUUCCAACAAGUCUACCGUCGGGUAUAUACGGGAUGUGAGGACUGAACUACAAUAACUGUCGAUUCGGAGACUUUUGUCAUCUGCCUUGCAACAUUACGCCGAGGUGUAAUUGAAGCCAAUCCUUCCCUAUCCGAUGGCUUAUGCGAUGGGCGGUGAUGUUAUAAGUAUCCGAUGCUUAUUAACUGAAGCAUCUACAGUCAUUGACUUUAUUUCCAUCAAGUACGCAAACACAGGAUAGAAUAUAAAUAAUCGUCUUGCACUAGCCUUCCGAUUUACAAUCCAUCUUCCAAACACUCCACACACAAUGUCAGCUCAAAAGGUCUUUCUGAUCGGACCAGGCUUCAUUGGAGGCGAGGUUCUUGAUCUGCUCCUACAAAAGAACUAUGCGGUCACCACUUUGAUCCGCCGACAAGCUGCCGCAGCCUCCUUUCACGACCUGGGAGUCCAAACAGUGAUAGGAACCAUCGACGACAAGUCGAUCAUCCAGAAGCAAGUGGAAAACAGCGACAUUGUCAUCCACACCGCAACAGCAGACCAUCUCCCCUCCGUCGAGGCCGUGCUGGAUGGCAUCACGGCACGCGCCCACACCGGCCAAACCACCAUCUACAUCCACACCAGCGGCACCAGUCUGCUCGCGGAUGGCGCCCACGGCGACUCGACCAAUGAGACCAUCUUCGACGACGCAAAGCCACAAACACUCCUGAACGCCCUGCCCGACAGCGCCGCACAUCGUGAAAUCGACCUGGCCAUCAUCAACGCGCAAAAGGCCCUUGGCCCCAAGGCCAAAAUGGCCAUCAUGACUCCCCCCCUUAUCUACGGCGUGAGCACCCGCGAGAAACGUCUGUCGAUCCAGCUGCCCACCAUGAUGCGAUUCUCGGUGAAACACGGUUACGCCGGACAUGUCGGAAAGGGUGUUGCCGUGUGGAACCAAGUGCAUGUCAAGGAUCUCGCCAGGGGUUAUCUCACUCUGCUCGACUGGUUGGAAAAGACACCCGGUGAGCAGGUCCUGGCAGACAGCGACUUGUACUGCUUCUGUGAGAAUGGCCAGGAGCUCUCGUGGGGCGAGUGCGCGGCAGCUAUCGGUGAAGCUCUGGCCAAGGCGAAGAAGAUCCCGUCUGCACAACCCAGAACAAUCCCCAGAGAGCAUUACGGUGACUUGUUUGGAGAAUAUUCGGGUGUGGUGAUUGGAUCCAACUCGCGGAGCAGGGCGAUUCGCCUCCGUCAGUUGGGAUGGGAGCCCAAGGAGAAGGGGACUAUCCAGUCUUUGAUUGAAGAUGAAAUUCCGUUGAUUCUCCAGGAGACGGGGCCUUUCAAAGGAUAUAGCGCACCAGUGGCUUCUGGGGAUACUAAGUAGAGAUAGUUAUUUCAUGGAAUAAUCAUGCUACGGUUUUUACUAUCAUCAUUUAGACUUGGAUAAACAUCCGGCAGGAGUUCGGAUCGGUAUCAGAUAUGUAGUCAUCUAAUCGAUGUAGAAGAUUAAAACUGCCGAUUAAUUCAUUUGAUAACACCAAGUAGUUUCUAUAUGUCAUUGUGAAUAAAAGUGGAUAAAAGACCCAAGCAGAUUCCCAAUCGCCGUUGCAUUUUUCCGCGGUUAUAUGACAACCGACACUUAUAAUAUCAAC
This is a messenger RNA of Aspergillus wentii DTO 134E9, 1688 nucleotides long. RefSeq lists its product as uncharacterized. The transcript has a single exon. Bases 371 to 1420 code for a protein of 349 amino acids. Lineage: Eukaryota; Fungi; Ascomycota; Eurotiomycetes; Eurotiales; Aspergillaceae. The record is from RefSeq and is a predicted model, not a curated record.